GUUUCAUCAGGACUGUUGCAGAGGCAGCGUGAUGAUACAACUGCAGGUAAAAGUGGCUUUGCGUCGCAUAAAGUCAUUAUAAACUGCAUAUCGAGCACCGCUGGUGUGCUGGAAGUUCCUACAUGGAUAUACAGCACGGUUAUAGUGAUGUUUAGUAACAGCCAUCCGUGCUGUAAGUCACGAAACAGCAGACCGGUGCGGAUGAGGGCUGCAGGAGGGGGACAGAGGUGCGUGGCUGCAACAUGCCUGCGCCUCUCCACCGCAACCCGAGCAGCCGUGCCAGCGCCCGUCUGCGCCAUAAGCAAACUUUUCUGUACAUUUUCACGUCACCUGGACGCGAAACAUAAAUUUGGCAUCCUAUGCAAAUAUAUGCUGACGUAAAAGAUCAUGUGGUUUUUGUCGUCGAUCCCCCCUAUGAGCAACGAGGAGGUUUUUUUUUUUUCUCCUCUCUACUGUUGUCUUUAGGUUAGCUAUGCUACAAUCUUUACUGUACCCAGCGCUAGCUAUAUGCGCCCCGCACCGCACCACUCUGGAUAUCUGGGAAUAAUCAACUUCCAGGCUGUCGCACCCUGCACCCAAAGACUCCACACAGAUUUCACAGAAGAUUACCCAGAGUGCCGCUGGCCUGAGGAUCAUCCAGAAGGGAGAGAGAGGAGAGGGAGAGAGAGAGAGAGCGAGGAGGACGUACCGUGAUUGGAAGAGGAGGUGGAGCCUCAGCAAGACCCCCCUCCCCCUCUAGUGAAGCCCCUCCCCUCCGAGGAAGUGCAGUCUUGAGUCGUGUUCGUUUGAUGGCCCUGCAGGAUAGCGGAGCUUGGGAUUUGUGGUGGGAGCAGGAGGAGGUGUGACUCCUGUGUUCCUCGAUGCAAGAAGUAAACAAGUAACUGGUCGCAAGACGUUGUUGAGCUGUUGCAGCUUGAGCACCGCUGCUGUCUGUGAUGCCCUCCCAUGACGCCCAGGUUGGUAGCUGACACUGCCAGUGAGCGGGAGACGCCACUGCACAACCGGUCCUGGGCCGGCGCCGUCAGCCGCUUCACGCCCUCCCUCUCGCACGCUGGAGACUCCACCUCCACCCACCUACCAGUAUCCACAACCAUCGGCUCCGACCCACCCCAGUAAGGUCCACGCAAAAACUGACACACUGACGUCCUCAGCCAGCACCAGCAGCAGCAGCCAAAAACCACAGUAUCUUAAACACAAUCAGCAACACCAGCACCACCAUUAUCACCACCACCAGCAGCAGCCAUCAUGUCCAGUCGUAGAAAGUCCUCCACCCCCUGCAUGGUCCGGGUCAUUAGCGACCUGCCUGAAGAGCAAGAUGACCCAGAGGAGGUAAUGGACAUGGGAAUAUUGACUGACAAUGAUGUGACAGAAAAAGAACAGUCAGAAUCUAAAUCUGCAGAAAAGAGUCAAGACCCCCAGCAGGAGAAUCCAGACCAGCAGACAUUUCCAAAACCAGUGGAAAACCAGAAUCCUGAGCCAUUAGAACAAGAGGAGCAGUUGGGUAAAAAAGACCAACCCCCUGUCAUUGAAGAUGUAGAAGCCAGAGAUGAGAAAGACAGGGGGGUUGAAUCUGACCCGGCAUCCCAGAAAAAGCAGCCCAGAGGCUACGAGUGCAAAUACUGCCCGUUUUCAACGCAGAACCUGAAUGACUUUAAAGAGCAUGUGGACUCCAGCCACCCUAAUGUCAUACUCAAUCCAUUGUACCUCUGUGCUGUAUGCAACUUCAAAACCAAGAAGUUUGACUCGCUCACAGGGCACAAUGAGAGCCAGCACCCAGGCGAGACAAAUUUCAAGUUCAAGAGGAUAAAAAUGAACAAUCAGACUAUCUUAGAGCAGACAAUCGAAGGCAAAGACAAUUCAGUUGAACGCGAAGUGACAAAUGAACAGGGUGAAAGCAACAGCAGUUCUAUGUUUCCACCUUGCAUAUCUACCACAGUGAAAACCCCGAACAAUAUCCAGUCGCUCUAUCGAGGGAGCGAACUGAAAAGCCAGCUGGACGGCCUGAUCCAGAAGGAUCAAAUCACAGCAGUGAACAUCAACGGAACAGUCAUCAUCCCUGAACCUACCAUCCUCCAAGGGCUCUCCCAUGUCACCCCUAUGCUCCAGCGCCCACCCAACUUUAACUCUGUACCAAAAAUAGCUGUUCCCUUGAACACCACCAAAUAUAACCCUUCUUUAGAUGACAACUUGACGUUGAUCACCUCCUUUAACAAGUUUCCUUACCCAACACAUGCUGAGCUGUCGUGGCUGACAGCUGCCUCCAAGCACCCGGAGGAACAGAUCAAAGUCUGGUUCACCACCCAGCGGCUGAAGCAAGGCAUCACCUGGUCCCCAGAGGAGGUGGAAGAAGCCAGGAAGAAGAUGUUCAAUGGCUCCAUCCCUCCUGCCCAUCACACGUUCACCGUCCUGCCUACAAGCCGCAUCUCUCAGCCAUCUGCCAAAUCCUCCCAGCAGCCCGUUGUCCACACUACAGUCGGGCAUCCAAGUCAUGUCCGGACAACUGUGUCCAAUGGGUUAAGUGUAGUCACCACCACACACACUCCUGCUGGAGUUGCCAUUGGCUCCAGCCUUAAACGAUGCCUGCCAACACACCUGACGACAGUGUUCGGCCCUGAGUCUAAGCGGCCCGUCAUGGCAGUCGCCCCCCAUUCUGGCGACCCUAAAGACAGGGGACUAAUGGCUCCUCCUCCACCCCCUCCUCCUCUGAAAGACCGCCUCCCAAUGGCUCCGCCUCCUGUUCCCAUGGAGAUGAAGAGACCUGUAGCAGUUCCUCUGGUCACUGCAGAGAUGAAGAGGACAUCCGCUACUGUGCCUUUAAUGCCACCACCAUCAUCGUCGUCAUCACCAUCUUUGUUGUCCAAAGGGAAGAUUCUCUCAACGUCAGGAAAUCCCAAAACAAAGCCAGUGGUGUCGCUGCCCUCCAUAGUCUUUCCAGAGUCUUUAACAAGGCCAAUGAUAGUUCCCCCGCCUAUUUUUGCCCCUUCAUUUAAAAAUCCGUUACUUUUUCCUCUUACUUCGCCAAUCACUUCCAAAGAAAAGCACCCGAAUACACACACUUUGUCAGCUGCUGAUUUGAAGCUGCAAAACUCCCCUCCACUUAUUACCCCACAGAUAAGGAGGCCAACCAUUAUCCAGUCCAUUCGUGCUCCUGCUAAAGCCUCGUCCCAGAUUCCUGGGUUCCCUUUGGAUAGCAAGAAACUAAAGGAGCAGCAAGGAGUGGAGCUGAAAGCCAGCUACCCCAGAGGAGACAAGGUACUCACUCCUCUGGCAGAGGCCAAUGGGACAUCUCACACAGACAGCAAAUGGCUCCACGAUCAAACCUCCCUUACUCAUAACAAUGGAGUCAUGCAUAUGGAUGGUGGUGAGCCGCCAGUAUCUCUGAAACCAGACUUUCAGCAAAAGUCCUCAGUGCUGACCCAAUUCCCCUUGCUGGAGAGAAUGAAAGGAAAGACGGCGGAACAGCUAAAGAUCUUGGAGGAGAACUUCUUGAGGAACAGCUUUCCCACACACAGCGAUGUGGACAAUCUGGCAGGCACCACCCACCUGUCUCACCAGGAAAUCGACAGCUGGUUUGUGGAGCGCCGUGCACUACGCGACAACCUGGAACAAGCCCUUCUCAACUCCAUGGGCACUAGGAAGAUUGGUGCCGGUGGCAUCGCUGCCAUCACCAAGAAACGACUACAUCAGCAGCAACAGCAACAGCAACACCAAACUCUGCAGCUGAAUGGGAUUCACAAGCCAAGCACCGGUGUGGGCCAUCUUAAAAGCCCUCUUCCACCCUCUUCCACCCUGCCUAUCAUUGCUCCCAGCACCACUUCUCCCUCCAUCCCAAACCCGAAUUCCUGUUCAGUGCCUCCCGACAGCCGAUCCCUGGCACUCCUCAAGGACGAUUUUGCUCAAACACGGUGGCCUUCCCCUGAGGAGUUCAGCCAAUUGGAGGGUCGGACAGGACUGGCUCGCACUGACCUCCCUCGCUGGUUCAAUGAUAGCCGGCUGCAGAGCGGCAGCAUGGAGCUGACAGAACUUUUUCACAAUAAUGGAGUGAAUGGAGGGCAGGGGACACCUGUGCGCUCUCCUGAAAACGCUCCCCCCAGCAUCAUCCAACGCUGUCAGGAAGGAGACCUAACAAACAACAACAGCAGUAAGGUGUUGGAGGUUGAGUUGGGCUGGCUAAUGGAACAGCGCGCUAACAGCCUCAGCAGUCAACAGCACGAUGAGUUCCAAGACAGGUUUGCUGGCAGACUGAGGCAGCAGAACACGGCGGAGUUAAAGAACGGGGGACAGAAUGGGGGAGUCAUGGGAGGAGCGCGGGAGGUGUUCGGGAGCUGGCUGCAGGACGGACACUCGAGGAGAGGACGGGAGCUGCUCCUGGACAGAGAGAGGAAGAUGGCGGAGGACAAGUCUGGCAGGCUGACUGGAUAAACGGAUUUAACGCCAUCGCCGCCGCUGCUGCUGGAAACAUACAGGAGGAAAGAAAACGAGGUGGACGGAGAAUGGAGCAACAAAAGAAGAGUUUUUAAAUUUCAGAUAUUGUUUUGUUGUUUUUACUUUUUUUUUUUUUUUUUUUUUUUACCGAUUUUUAUCUCUUGAUUGUCGCAUCCCAGAUCACGCACAACAUCCUCAUCCGUCAUGUCGGAGGUAAUCUCGUCAGUGUCUCGACCUGAAGUGACCCCUCCACAGAUGAGUUUAAAUAAGAUGGGGGCUCUGCGGUGGCAGAUUUUAUUUUGGCAAGACGUAAACAUGCUCCCAAAUUAAAAUCAGAAGAGUGCAAGGAGAAAUUCAGGGUCACGAUCUGUGAAGAUAAUUGAAAUUGCCCUCCCUUACAGUGAAUCUCAAAUUGCUGCUUUCUUUUCAUUUCUCACACUAAUAUGAGUUUUACAAUAGUAUUACAAUACGGCCCAGGAGCAAAUCUUCACCUAGUAUAUGCAGAGACAGCACACAAACACCAUCACACAUACAGCUUAUAGGUGAGGGGCUGGUUUCCAAAAUGCUGUAAACAGUCGUGGUUAGUGAUCAAACACACGACAGCGCUCUCAACAUGCUGGAGCUUCCUUUUGAGGUGAAAUUUGGUUUUUCUUCAGUACGACUCACUUCUUAAACUCCCAAACUUCCCUUUAAGAUUAGUUGUACCUAUACUAAUCAAUAGUACGAGCCCUGAACUUUCCCAUGAUGUCACAACUGAAAGAAUAAGCUGUACUGCCAGCCAAUCACAGUAGCAGUUUUUGAAUAAUGGGUUGGACAACCAUCACCUACGUGCUUCACAGACAUUAACCAUCCCUGUAAGUUUCAAUGGGAUUGGUUCCUGAUCAUUUCCUCUUGGUCCCCUGUGUCCCAGUUUCAUAUACAAUACUAGCUCACUGUGUACUAAUGUUGACACUGUUUGUGCAAGGAGUUAAAUGAGUCCUCCACUGAUUUAGCAUUGCACUCCUAUAAAUGGACGCGGGAAGUAAAACCAGGCAUUAUAAAAACCAUCAACUGAGAGAGAGCGCGAGAGUCUUUAUCCUCACUGCGCUGCAUUAUUACAAACUAUGAUGAAACUGGUCGUGGGUCACAUCUCUCGCCCGCUUCAUCUCCUUGCCGUUUUCGUGCAUUAGUUCCUGUUGUUGACUGUGUAGUUGCAGUGGCUGCUUUGACAUACAGUAUGUUGGCGUUCAACAUACUGUAUGUCUGCUGUCUGCUGUAGAACGUUCUCAAAUUGUUGUAAACUGCUGUUAAUAACUAUUAGAUAUAUCCUGGCCAUUCAAAUUAAUACAAAAAACACAAAUAUUGCGCACCAUUUAGUAUGAUGUCAUUAUAUAGACUGACCUUCUCUCAGCACCCCCAACAGACCUCUAGCGUGCCCGUUGUCAGAUGGACAGUUUAACAAAAAUCGAUGCAGCGGAACAAGAGAUAUCCCCUUUUUUUUAUUCCACACAUUCUUCUUCCUUGUCAAAACCUGGCGCCUACAUUACCCACAAUGCAACUCAACCGCCAACUGUUCAGUUGGAGAUUCAGGUGUGUCAUGCUAGUAGCGGCUAAUGUAGCCUGCAGCCUGUAGCCUGCAGCAGAGAUGAGCAGCUAGGGAAGCUCACUGCUUUCUAACUCAGCACCAACAGAUUGUUUUCAUCUUCAGACUUGUAGUCUUCAGGUCAAACCAACGCCGACUCAAGUGACAUCACUUGAGGACAUUUAUCAGACUUCACACAGCUCCCUCUGGAGAUACAAAAGGCUUUAUACAACUUUAUUCACAUAUGCAGUCGUACUCCCCAACACCUGGAAACAGACUGAUGUGGAAAAUCAGUGGAGUUCUCCUUUAAUAGACUAACAAGAAAUUAAACAUGGCCGUUUGAAAUUUAAGCAAUUUUUCAAAGUUCAAUCUUGACUUUGGAGAUAGUAGUUUGACAAAACAAUUCCAACACCCAACUUCUUUCUGGAGCUUUCAGCCCUAUCACACGGUCUUCAUCAGCAGAGUUAACUUUUAAAAGUGAAUUUCUGAUGAAAUCAGCUACUGAGCUCGCAUGUCAACAGAGCCAUCAAUGACAACUGAGCAAACUCAUUCCGCCGAUGAAGACCAUGUGAUACAGCUGAAAUCUCUUGAAAAAGCUAGUAAGUGGAGUAGCUGAUCUUUCUUUAUUUCAAUUUCAAAAGUUACUGAAGUUAUUUCUUGAUUCUCUGAGUUGAAGCUGGAGACUUUCUAUCACUCAUGACGGUUUUUAGAAGUUCCUCUAUUUCUGUUGCGUUUUGCAUUGUGGGAUCUACUGUGUCCUUGAACACCGGAGUCAAAACUGAGCAAUUUUGUAUGCUGGCAUUUUAAAUUAGUAUGUAAUAUGAAAUUGGGACACAGUGUUAGUUAGUAAUCAGUAGUAGGGCAGGCUUUAUGAAUGGUUAAUAUAAUUGGUCUCUCAAAUGUAACUUUCCUUUUUAAUAGGUGCUUUGUUCAGUUUGACUGGUUUCAACGUACGCUAAAACUUUCCCUUUAAGAUGAGACUUUGUUCAUGGAGAACAGGACUAGUUCAUUAACAUCCUCAAGCUGAAAUUUAGGUUUGACAAAUGUGAUUAGUUCCUAAACAUGUUGAACGACCAGAUGUGGUUAAUAAUUAAUUGGUUCCUUAAAGACACACUCCCUGAUUUAGUUGAAGGGUUGAGAUUCAAAGCAUCAAGAGUGAGAAGGGAGGACAUUUGCAUAUUUUGAUGCAGAGUAUCUUUAAUUUCUUCAACCUUCCCUUUAAAGUGUUGGCCCAAAUAAUGAGCGUAUUGGGGAAUCCUAUUGGUUGAGUGUCGCUGUUGGGUGUGGUUACAGGUGCAACCGAGCUCAUUUCAUCAGUGAUGCUGCUGGUCAGAAGUCAAACAGGAGUGAAACUUUCAACCACACAGGACAGUGAAACACUGCUUUUAAGCCCGGUGCCAAGUUACACUUUGAAAUAUUGAACCUUCUCUUUAAUAAAAAAAGGGCUUUGUUAAAUGUUGACACCUUCCCUUUAAGAGGAGGCAUGAUUAUUAUUUUAAAGUGUGUUUCCAUCCAAAUGCUGUUAUCCACAUUUUCAGUUUCAGUAAAAAUGGUAUAUCGAUAAAAUAAAAUGCAAAAAAAGUGCAAAUGGAAACAGACUUAGUGAAUAAAUGAUGACGUACAUGAAGCAUGUGAUGAUGGUUUAAUGGCACCUGACGCUAAAUUUGGAUUGAAACUUGACUUUAUAGUCCUGAGCUUCCCUUUAAAGAAGAGGUUUGAUUUGUAUGUUGAAGUCUAGAUAACUUCCCUUAAAGAGGAGGACUUGUUAUUGACAAAGAGGAGUGGCUGCUUAUCAUCAUAAGCCUUCCCUUUAAAAGAGCCAACAUUUCCCUUUCAGUGGGAGUUUGAUGAUCAAAAAGAUUUUUACUCUUGUAAAUUUUCGCCUCUUUCGGAAGCUUGGUUUGGUUUUGUUAACAUCCUGAACCUUAAAGAGCUGUGUUUCGAACCAUUCUGAACUUUCCCGGUUUCAUAAUCAGCUAUUUACUGUAAAUUCCUAAAACCCCUGAACUUUUCCUUUAAGUCACUCUGAAGGAAGCGGCAUCCGUCUCGUGAGAGGGGGAUUAGCAGGUUGUGAACGGACGGAUGUUUGUGGCUGAGGUGAUGUUGUGCGUGACCUGUGUUGCCAUGGAGACGGGAGGAGGAGGAGGAGGAGGGUGAACCGGAGCACUGAAUGUGUGCCUGCAGCAGCAGUCUGACUGUACACAGCGGCCGAUCGACCGACAGACAGGGUGGAUUUAAAACAAACAAACAAACAAGAAAAAAAAAACAACAAACAAAAACGCCGAGUGCCAAAGCUGGGAUCUGCUGCAUUCUCACUACACUUUAAAAAAAAAAAAAGGGUUCUUCUUCUUCUUGUUGUAAAUAGGAUAUAUAUGUUUGUUUGUUUGUUUUGUUUUUUCCUGCAUUGCUACAGAUUUGUAAAAUUUUGCGGAAAAAAAAAUUUGUUACAUUUUGUAAAAUGGGAGCAAUUCGUCCCCCCAAAACCCUCCUUGUUUUUAGUUGUUUUUUUAAAACCCCUCUCUCUCUCUCGGUUUAUCUCGGCUCUUUUACUUCUUUUUCUUUUCUUUUUGUUUGUUGCUGGACUUUUUAAAAAACGGUGCCAGCAGUGGUAUGCGUGUGCAACAUUUUUUUUUUUCUCUCUUUCUCCAUCUCUCUGUUUUUGUACUGAACCAGAGUGGAACCACUACAAAAAAAAAAAAAAAGACGGACCAGUUGGCAAUACUUCAGUCACUUCUUCUUCAUCUCACCGGCACUGGACUUCCGCCCGCCACUUCCCCGCUGAGAGGAGAGGUGGGAGGCGAAGGAGGGAGGAAGAGGGGGGACUUCGCUUCACAUCAAAUCAGAUUUAAAAAACAAAACACAAAAAAGCACCGUUGGACCUUUUUUCUUUUUUUACUGUGCUGAAGUGAAGUCAAGUGCUAUUAUUAUAUUAUUAUUAUUAUUAUUAUUAUUGUAGCCACUCUGUCUGGAACCCUUUUUUGAAGAAAAGCUAAGGAAAAAAACACACACACAAAAAAAAAAGAAACUUAAGCCAAUCUGCACUUCUUGUUCCGACGAACAUGCUUGUAUGACCAAGUGACUGUCGUGGAUCUUUGUUUAAAACCGAUAACGAACAAACAAACAACAUCAAAAAAACAACAACAACAAAAAAGGCAGUUAAGAAACUGUCAAAAUGGUGGCAAAGCGCAGAAGGAUACAACGGUAACGAUCACACAACACACACUCUUGACAGUCAAAACCCGCAAUCCAGAAUCAUGCUGCCUGAAUCAUACUUUAAUAUCUCUCUCUCUCUUUUUCUCUCUCUGUUUCUCUUCCUCGCUCUAUCACUCUGUCCCUUCUCUUACUUUUCAUCCUUUCUUUGUCUUUCUCUCUUCGUCUUUCUUCCCUUUCUUCUGUUUCCCUUCUUCGUUGAUUGAUUUUUUUCUCCCUCUGUCUUUGUCGUCCUGCACACCAUCAUACACAACUGUAAUAAACAAAAACAAACAAAAAAAAUAUAAAUAGCCUUUUAUUCAGUACAUAACUACAUGUUGGCUUGGUAGGCUUAGUUGAAACUAGUUCCAUUCCGACAAAAAAGAAUAAUAGUAAAAACAAAAUAUGAGCUUCUUUAUGUAUUGCUUCUGCCGCUGUAGUGUCCUGGUCAGAUUUAAAGAUGAUAAGACUACAUAUAUCUGAAAUACUGUAUUUACAAAUGCAUACCAGGGCUGGUCUCAACAAACAAACAAACAGGGGGAGGGUUUUCAACUCCGUCCACUGGGUGACUGAUCAAAAGCAGUCAGAGUUUUUUUGUACGAAGCUCUGGCUGCUGGUUUGAGUCGUUCGAAAUGCUUGUUUCUUCGCUUAAAGUCUUCAUAGUUUUUUAAACUCGUAGCGUUCAGCAUCACUAAAGCUCUCGGUCGCGCUGCUGCACGUCCUUCUGCAAACUCCUAAAAAGAAAGCAGCGCUGUAAAGAGAGGCUCCUGGUGGACGCACAGCCUUAGAAAGCUUCCAAGAGACUUUUAUUUUUGCAAGUGUAUAGUUUUAAUUGAAUAUUUUUCUGAUGAAUGAUUGAAUGUAUUUGCUUUGAGGAGUUACGUAAAUGUUGUGGGUUUAAUGUCUGAAUGUUUGAAGAGGAAAGAGUCGAGCACAGUAGUACCAGAGUGCGAAACUGUGAGAACUCAACAGCCAACAAUUUUUUAAAAACCAUCUGUCAGAGGUGUUAAUAUUCUGUAGAACUUUGUCAGUAGUGAAUGGCAAAAAGUGGCCAUUGAAUUUUGAAACAGCAGCUUUUGGCCGCAGAGAAAAAAAGCUAAGUUUCCGUUUUCCUGGAAGGGACUUAUUUGAGAAGAAAAUCUGUCUGAAUAAUUAGCGAAGUUGCUAGACGGCAGAAGACAAGAGGUUAGAUCUCAAACAUCCAAAAACUGCAACACAGGAUCUGACAAAAUGGCCGCUGGCAUCAAAGUAGAGUUUAGUUUUUAAAUAUUACACAUGUUUUUCGCUGUCUUGAGCCCUUUACUUCGAAACCAGUAACAUUUUAGAAGAUGGAUCAUCUUUGUUUUUUAAAGGCCCGGUCACACCAGCAUCUAAAACAGCAAAAUGUUGCGGCAAAAUCUAUUUAUUUCCAUGGUAUCGCCACGAUCAGUGGAUUUUUUUCGUAGCAGCGAAGAAAAUCUGCACGAGUUUUGUGUGUCAAGUUCAACUUUGGUGAAUCUGACACGUGAAUUUACACUGUUGACCAACAGCAAACUGUUUUGGUCUUUCUGGCUCUCCUUUCCCUCAAAGGUUAGCAUGGUCAAGACAGAGGAAGAGCUAUCAUAGCUUAUUAGCUGUGUUGCAUCAGUCACUUUGUAAACUACUCCACAAAGAGGAAUGGUUUGUUGACAGUUAUGAGACAGGAGUCAAAAUAUUUCUCUUGAAUUAAAUGUGUGAACUUACUGUCCUGUUAGCGACCAAGCUAACUAGCUUGAGAACUGACAGUUAGCAAGCAAGCGAGUUCAGGGACCUAUUGUGACUGAAUAGCGCCAGCAUUGUUCCGGUUAGCUAGCUUGUUAGCGGUUAGCUCAACAGCUACAGUAGUUCACCAGUUGGUCCUGUGAGUAGUCACUACGUCACCAAGCUUCUAGCAACACGUGUUUUGUGAGGACGAGCAGAUGAACUUCGUCGUGACACUUUCUGAUGUGGCCGAGGGCUCGAAGCAGUGAAUGUCUUGUCACAGUUUUUGGAUGAACUUGUAGCAUUUUUGGAAACAAACCUUCCAGAUUAAUUUACACUACAACAAAACUCUUUGGCUCACCUCUGCUGGUUCAGUUUUUGUUGCCACAGGCUCCAUUUUGGAGGAAUAUACAGUACAACUAGUGUGCAUGAGUCUUUCCUUUGUUUCAUGUAAAGUUGCUCUGUUUGCUCACUUUGAAAUGUAUCUGUUGUGUGCGCCUGCCUUCCCCAAAAACAUUUACAGUGAUCACCUGACAGGAUCAACUUUCACGACUGGAUGACGGCAUUGAGGCUGAACUGUUUUUCCUUUACUCUGAUUGGACAGGUGGUCAGAACUUAGGUGGUCGACCAUUUCCAACUCCAAGAUUGGCUUACUUUAAAAAAUACAUCUUGAGAAAGUGAGAACAUGAAAUGCAUCUUUCAGUUAAGUUUGACAUCUUACCACCAAUUAACCCUCUGAAAUGAUUGAUUUAAUGUAGAUUUCAACCUUUAUUUACAACCUAAAAACUUCCUUUUCUGUCCAAACAACUCCAUUUUUGAUUAGUCUAUAGACUUUCCUGCUAAAAGUUUGGAGUCUGCCCUGUCAACUCUUUUUAUUGUGUCUCUUUUUAGCUCAAACAGUGUUACAUCUAUAGCUACAAAUAUAAAUGGAAGCGAGGUUUUAUGGGGAACGCUGACUCCCCAGGAUUUGUACUUAUUGUACUACAUACUUGACUUAAUCCCAACUGUAACUACAUAGGGCCAUUUGUGCCACAAACUGCAGCGCUAUUGUUGUUGUGCUCUUGUUUGAUCCAUCCGCAGUUGUCAAGUAAACUUCAGGGGUCUUUAUCCGUCCUCUGUCUUCAGUUUUUAAAUUGCACUUUGGCUCUUAGAUUUCAUCAUGUGUCACAUGAUUUUGUCACAUUGAUUUUAACACUUUAUAAGCUUGAGGGCUCGAGUCAAUCAAAACAUGACUUAUACAAAAGUGUUUCGUCAUCAGAAAAGAGUUCCAUAUAUUUAGAUCACUCUGUGAAAGGUUGAUUCAACCGAUAAGUGCUCGGGCUGUCAUGCUGGAUUCAAACACAAACUUUCUGCAAUGCAAAUCCACAUGCUGUAGGUACUGACAGGGUUCAUGCAAGCUGAGCACAAGCUGCAUUUUCAAAUCAAUGUGGAUAACUGAUGGACAAUCUAUUGCAAAAUUACAAUCAUGGACCAACAUCCCAAACAAAAAAGAACCACAAAAUCUUUUAGUAUCUUAGUUCUUGUGGUUUGAUCAUACAGCUCAACCUCUUCAAAAGGCUCACCAUCAACGACAGGAUAAAAACAACCAGUCAGGAGGCCUGGAUUUGGCCAUAUUUUAAUUAAAAGAUACUGUGGUUUUCAGAGCUCUCUGAAGUCAGACAUGUUUCCCUUUAGAUUGGAUUGUAGAUUAAAACGCUGACUGAUAAAGACACAACCAGCAGACUUUUCUACACGCCGACAACUGCUCAUGAGGAGAGAAUUUCACCGAGAUAUUCGAGUUAACUGUCCGCCGUGGCUGUACGAGCAGAGAAGCGUCUCUUCUGCUGCGGUUUUACCUCAAACAGCAGAAAUAAGAAUCACAUUUGAGCCGCAAAGAGUUAACAGAUCGUUUAUGAUUUCUUUUUGAGAAAACCAGGUGCACUAAAUGUCUUUUUUAAGGGGAGUUGAGGCCAGCCCUGCUUCAUAACUGAGGUUCUGCUUCUUCUACUACUGCUACUAUCAAACAACCAGCCCUGGGCACAAAAACAGGCCUGAACACUGUUUCAAAUCCUCCCUCCAGUACUUGAGGUGCGUUUGAUUUUUAAAUUCAUAUACCAGCAUUUUUGAAAGUCAAAGUCAGAAUCCAAAGUGGAGCACCGGCUUGUUUUCAUUUAGUUCCCGACGUGACAAAGACACUUCUGUUUAUCAGCUUGUGGCCCAAAAUGAGGCUGCGUUUCCUCAGUUUGGGCACCAAGUUGAAAGUGUCAAUAGUUUUUUGACUUCUAAUGACAAAAAUAGCCAUCGAUAUUUGUUUUUAUGUUGAUAUGAAAAGUAUUCAAGCUUUGUUUCUGUUGCCCAGGUCAGCAAAACAACCUGUUGAUGUCUGCUGUAUUUCAAUAAAACACAGCCUUUUUCAAAGGGUACACCUCUUCA
Molecule: messenger RNA, 13306 nt
Organism: Siniperca chuatsi (mandarin fish)
Lineage: Eukaryota; Metazoa; Chordata; Actinopteri; Centrarchiformes; Sinipercidae
Product: zinc fingers and homeoboxes protein 2-like
Exons: 6
Coding region: 1246-4422 (1058 amino acids)
Biological process (GO): regulation of transcription by RNA polymerase II
Cellular component (GO): nucleus
Molecular function (GO): DNA-binding transcription factor activity, RNA polymerase II-specific; DNA binding
Source: RefSeq, a predicted model, not a curated record